GUUCAAGGAGUAGAGGGCUCAGACACACUCUUUUCUGACUCUCUCUCCACCAUGAGGGGAAACCAGGUAUCCAAGUCUGUAUUGCUUCUGUUUCUGUUCCUUCUUGGGGAUGCUUCAGCCACUGCAAAACCACAAUACGUGGUCCUGGUCCCAUCACAGCUCUAUGCUAGAGUUCCUGAAAAGGCCUGUGUCAACCUCCAUCACCUGAAUGAGACGGUGACGCUCACUGUAACUCUGGAGUAUGAAACAUAUCACAUGAAACUUUUCACAGACCUGGCGGUGGAGAAGGAUUCCUUCUAUUGCAGCCCUUUCAUUAUCCCGGAGUUGUCAUCAUCUUCAGCUUUCGUUGUUGUGGAGAUAAAGGGGCCAACCCAGCACUUCAUGAAGAGGAAACUGAUGCAGAUAAUAAAAGCAGAAAAUCCAGUCUUUGUUCAGACAGACAAACCCAUUUAUAAACCAGGACAAACAGUGAAAUUCCGUAUUGUCUCUGUGGACAACAAUUUUCACCCAUUGAAUGAAACGUUCCCAGUCAUUUUCAUUGAGAAUCCCAAGAAAAACCGAAUUUUUCAGUGGCAAAGUCAUAGUCUACAAGGAGGACUCAGCCAACUCUCUUUCCCACUGUCGGUGGAGCCAGUUCUGGGUACCUACAAGAUCAUAGUACAAAAGGAGUCGGAGAAAAAAGUAAAGCACUUCUUUGAGGUGAAAGAAUAUGUUCUGCCCAAAUUUGAAGUGCAAGUAAAAGCGCCCAAGACUAUCUCUUUUCUAGAGGAAGAAUUUAAGGUGUCUGCCUGUGCCUCAUACACAUAUGGAAAGCCUGUUCCUGGUCUGGUGACAAUUAAUGUGUGCAGAAACUAUUUGCAAUACCCUUUCACCUGCCAUAGCCAAUAUUUACAAAAGAUCUGUGAAGAAUUCAGUCAACAGGCAGAUAAUAAAGGAUGUUUCACACAAGUCAUAAAAACCAAAGUAUUUCAGCUAAGACAAAGAGGAUUUGACAUGAAGAUACAGGUGGAAGCCAGCAUCAAAGAGGAGGGAACAGGGUUGGAGUUAACUGGUUAUGGAUCAUGUGACAUCACAAAUACCUUAAGCAAACUGACAUUUACCAAAGUAGAUGCACAUUACAGACGUGGACUACCUUUCUUUGGGCAGGUUCUUCUUGUUGAUGAGAAGGAUCAUCCAAUCCCCAAUAAAAAUGUAACUGUCCAUGUAGACCUGGCUAGGUACCAGUCCACUUAUACUACGGAUGAGCAUGGCUUGGCCAGCAUUUCCAUUGACACCUCCAACUUUACAUUUUCGCUCAUGGGAGUCACAGUUGUUUAUAAGUACACCGAUACGUGCUUUGACAACCGGUGGCUUCCUGAGCAGCAUAUUCAAACACAUCACUCUGCAAGUCAUAUUUUUUCCCCAAGCUUGAGUUACGUUCAUCUUGAACUUGUUCUUGGUACUUUGACCUGUGGGCAAACUCAGGAGAUUCGGGCAUACUACAUGUUGAAUGGAGAGAUCUUGGGGGAUGAAAAAGAGUUAACCUUCUAUUAUCUGCUCAAAGCAAGAGGAAGCAUCUUCAAAUCAGGAAUCCAUGUGCUGUCCAUUGAACAAGGAAACUUGAAAGGGGUAUUUUCCUUUUCCAUUCAAGUGGAACCAGACAUUGCUCCUGUGGCUCAGCUGAUCAUUUAUAGUAUUUUGCCUAAUGAAGAACUUGUAGCAGACACUCAGAAACUCGAAAUUGAAAACUGCUUUGCCAAUAAGGUGAAUUUGAGUUUCCUCUCAGCACAGAGCCUGCCAGCCUCAGACACUUUCCUGAUGGUCACAGCCACACCCCAGUCCCUCUGUGCCAUCCGUGCAAUAGACCAGAGUGUAACCCUGAUGAAGCUGGAAGCCGAGCUCUCCCCUCAGUCUGUCUAUAAGUUGCUGCCCAAAAAGAUUCCUGAGAGUAUUCCAUACAGAGAUCCAAUGAAUGAAGACAGUGGAAAAUGCAUCAAUGCAGAAGAGAUCAUUCACAAUGGGAUUAUGUACAGUCCAAAGCAGGACUUGAGCAAUAAUGACAUACAGAGCAUUUUUGAGUCUGCAGGAUUAUAUAUUUUUACCAACUCAAAAAUCCAUAAACCACACUUCUGUCAACUGCCUCAUUCCUAUCCUCGACCUAUGGCCUAUUCAGGAGCACCUCAGGCCUAUUCAGGAGUAUUGGCUCCGGCAAGCAUCGGUGGUAUAGCAGGCGGUGCUACAGCAGGCAUUGGUAUGGCAGGCGGUGGUCUAGCAGGCAUUCCGGGAAUGAGUCUGGGAAUGGGAUCUGUUUACCCAAUGACAAUGACAGACGGAUCUCAGAUCGUGAGAGAGACAACGCGGAAGUACUUCCCUGAGACCUGGAUCUGGGACUUGGUGGUGCUCAAUGUGUCAGGUGAUGGUAGGUUGGCAGUGAAGGUCCCGGACACUGUUACAGAGUGGAAGGCCAAUGCAUUCUGCUUGUCUGGAGCUACAGGGCUGGGCUUCUCCCCCACCAUCUCUCUUCAAGUCUUCCAGCCCUUCUUCCUGGAACUGACGCUCCCUUACUCUGUGGUGCGAGGAGAAACCUUCACCCUCAAGGCCACAGUGUUCAACUAUAUGUCUCACUGCAUUCGGGUCCAUGGGCAGCUGGAGCUUUCUUCUGCUUUCCUGGCCUUCCCAGUAAAUGACUAUGAAGAAUCUCUCUGUGUUUGUGGAAAUGGAAGAAAAACCAUGUCCUGGGCUGUGACCCCAAACUCCCUGGGGAAAGUGAACUUCACAGCUACUGCGGAAGCUUUGCAGUCUCCAGAACUGUGUGGCAAUGAGGUGACUGAGGUGCCUGCCCUUAUACAGAAGGACACUGUAGUAAAGUCCUUAAUAGUCGAGCCUGAAGGAAUAGAAAGAGAGCAAACUUUCAACGCACUGCUAUGUGCACCAGAUGCUGGGGAACCUCAAAAGUGGUCAGUGAAAGUUCCUUCAAAUGUGGUUGAAGGGUCUGCCAGGGCAACAUAUUCAGUUGUAGGUGAUAUACUAGGCUCUGCAAUGCAAAACCUCCACAAUCUUCUCCAGAUGCCCUAUGGCUGUGGAGAACAAAAUAUGGUCCUUUUUGUCCCUAACAUCUAUGUUCUGAACUAUCUGAAUGAGACCCAACAGCUGACAGAGAAUAUCAAGUCCCAAGCCAUCAGCUACCUUGUCAGCGGCUAUCAAAAGCAGUUGAAUUACAAACACAGUGAUGGCUCAUACAGCACAUUUGGGAACAGUAAUGGAAACACUCAAGGGAACACUUGGCUCACUGCGUUCGUGCUCAAGGCCUUUGCUCAAGCUCAGUCGUACAUCUUUGUGGAGAAGGCACACAUCAUGAAUGCACUCAUCUGGCUCUCACAGAAACAAAAGGAGAAUGGCUGUUUCCAACAAUCUGGAUCACUGCUCAACAAUGCUAUUAAGGGUGGAGUAGAAGAUGAGGUGACGCUCUCUGCCUACAUCACCAUCGCUCUGCUGGAGAUUCCGCUGCCUGUCACUUACAGUGUUAUCCGCAAUGCUCUAUUUUGCCUGGAAACAGCCUGGGCCUCCAUCUCAGAGACCCAAGGAAGUCAUGUCUAUACCAAGGCAUUGUUAGCCUAUGCCUUUGCCCUGGCGGGAAACCAGGCCAAGCGAAGAGAACUGCUUGAAUCACUAAGCGAAGAGGCUGUGAAAGAUGAGGAUUCAAUCCACUGGCAACGUCCUGGGAGUGUUCAGGAAGCCAAGACACUCUCCUAUCAACCCCGGGCUCCUUCUGCUGAAGUGGAGAUAACAUCUUAUGUACUCCUUGCCUAUCUUACGGCUCUGCCUGCCCCAUCUUCAGAGGACCUGUCUUCAGCAUUCAAGAUUGUGAAAUGGAUCAUCAAGCAACAAAACUCCCAUGGGGGCUUCUCCUCUACUCAGGAUACAGUGGUAGCUCUCCAAGCCCUCUCCAAAUAUGGAGCAGCAACUUUUACUAAAAGUAAGACAGCAGCUUUGGUCACCGUCAAAUCUUCAGAGACCUUCUCUCGGGAAUUCCACGUGGAUGAUACCAACCGCCUGUUGCUACAAGAAGCUGGGUUGCCAGAACUCCCAGGGAAUUACAUCACCACAGUAUCAGGGUCAGGAUGUGUGUACCUCCAGACGUCUCUAAAAUACAACAUCCUUCCAAAGAAAGAAAAGGAAGUGCCCUUCACUCUGCAGGUUAAUACUCUUCCCGGAAAUUAUGAUGGAACAGAAGCUCACAAGAAAUUCCAGAUUCACAUCAACAUAAGUUAUACUGGAGAACGACCCAGCUCCAACAUGGUCAUUGUUGAUGUGAAGAUGGUAUCAGGCUUCAUACCUGUGAAACCAUCAGUGAAAAAGCUCCAAGACAAACUUAACAUUAAGAGAACUGAAGUGAGCACCAACCAUGUUCUAGUCUACUUUGAAAAGCUAACCAAUCAAAUCCUGAGUUUCUCCUUCUUGGUGGAACAAGACAUCCAAGUAAAGAAUUUAAAACCAGCUACAGUGAAAGCCUAUGAUUAUUAUGAGACAGAUGAAUUCACCAUUGAAGAAUACUAUGCCCCUUGGAGUGCUGAUGCUGAACAAGGAAACACUUAAAAAUGGAACCUCUGGAAUUUAUCAAAAUGUACUUCUCUAGAAAUGAAGAACCAAGACUUCUCUAGAAAUACAAGAGAAAAAAAAGAAGGGAAUCAUAAAUACAGAAGAUUUGUGUGCUGAAUAAAGUUAUAACAUUUGCAACUCUG
Messenger RNA from Nannospalax galili (Upper Galilee mountains blind mole rat), 4721 nucleotides. Its product is annotated as pregnancy zone protein-like. The transcript has 37 exons. Gene Ontology annotation, molecular function: endopeptidase inhibitor activity. The coding region runs from base 52 to 4575 and encodes 1507 amino acids. NCBI's taxonomy places the organism in Eukaryota, Metazoa, Chordata, Mammalia, Rodentia, Spalacidae. Gene Ontology annotation, cellular component: extracellular region. The record is from RefSeq and is a predicted model, not a curated record.